Messenger RNA from Vicia villosa (hairy vetch), 828 nucleotides. Its product is annotated as accelerated cell death 11-like. NCBI's taxonomy places the organism in Eukaryota, Viridiplantae, Streptophyta, Magnoliopsida, Fabales, Fabaceae. Gene Ontology annotation, cellular component: cytoplasm; membrane; cytosol. The record is from RefSeq and is a predicted model, not a curated record. The transcript is spliced from 4 exons. Gene Ontology annotation, molecular function: ceramide 1-phosphate transfer activity; ceramide 1-phosphate binding. Gene Ontology annotation, biological process: ceramide transport; intermembrane lipid transfer. The coding region runs from base 19 to 798 and encodes 259 amino acids.
UUCUUUCUUCCAUAUACUAUGGCAGAUAAUUUACAACAUGGACGUCAGAGAAAAGUGCCCAAAGCACUUGGUAUUUUUUUGAGGUGCUUUUCUGCCACUUCCAGGAAAGAGCAGGAGCAAUUGGUACAUGAUCAUGUUGACAACAACACAGAAGAGAUCAUAAGAAGAAGAAGCAGAGUGGCUUCCACAACAGCCGUCGAUGAAAAACCUCUUGGCAAAAUUGCAGAUGCGUUCAAAGAGCUCGCAGAUGUUGUCAUCUCCGAAAAUGUGGUUGAGGUUGCAGCUUUUUCCCGCGCAUGUGUUUUUGUGGCUCCCCUUUUUGGCAGCAUUGGCUUUCACUUCAAGUUCAUUGAGAUGGAUUACCUCACCAAGGUCAAUGACAUAGCAGAGGCAUCAAAGUCUUUCAAGACAUUACAAUCUAUGGUUGAUCAUGAUGUACAAACUAAUUCUGUGAGAAUACAAGGAAGCCAUUCCAGAAAUCUUUUGAAGAUAAAACGUGGACUUGAAUUUCUCAAGGUGCUAUUUGAACAAGUUCUACUCACAGAGGGAAAUUCUAUGAGAGAUGCGGUUUCUAAGGCUUACACGCAAAUAUUUAAUUCAUAUCAUGGCUGGGCUCUCAGAAAAGCCGUUUCUGUAAGAUUAAAUUACAUUCCUACGAAGCAGCAGCUAUAUAGGAAACUCGGUGAAGAUGAGUCUGCGGCAAAGGUCUUGAUGGAAACUUAUAUAUCAGCAUCCCCGCCUCUAAUCCAAUAUAUUGAGAAGAUCUUUCUCGAAAGAGAAUUGGGUAUAGAUUGGUGAACCUUCUAAAUGGAUGUGUUUUGAUUGAUU